Messenger RNA from Oryza brachyantha (malo sina), 2915 nucleotides. RefSeq lists its product as uncharacterized. The record is from RefSeq and is a predicted model, not a curated record. Lineage: Eukaryota; Viridiplantae; Streptophyta; Magnoliopsida; Poales; Poaceae. The transcript is spliced from 5 exons. Bases 100 to 2688 code for a protein of 862 amino acids.
GUGACAAGAAGCAGCGAUCGCCUCCGUUUCCCCGAAGAAAGGAGUGAUCAGCUUGGAGAUGAGGAGGUCAUCGCCCCCGUGAAGCCAAAUCUGACGUACAUGUCCCAAGGGAACAAGAAACUCGUCUCCGACUGGGUGGAUCAGUCGCAGGCUAUGCGAGGCAUCACUACGCUGGUGAGCGUCUUGGAAACGGCCGCGUCGACUUUAUCUGCGCGGGAGUCUAACGAGAAGAUGCCGCGGGAUGGGUACAUCAUUGUGAUUUCAAACGGCAACGAGCACAGUAUCGGCUCUCUGCUGUCAUGGAGGUUGCGCUGUGUCCAUGCCUUCGGUUUCUGCGACGCCAACAAUUCGAGUACAAUGCGCGCUAUCGCCAGCAACCGGGACAGCACUUAUGGCGUGUUGGACGACGGCGGCGGGAUCACUCGGGCCUUCGUUGGCUCCAUGGACAGCAUCAUCUCCAGCGCCGUCGAGCCGAUCGAGGUCAAACUCGAGUGCAACGAGAAGGUGCGUCUCUCCGCCAUUGAUGCUCCACGCAUCACCUACCUCAUCUCCUACGACAAGAAGAUGGGGUUCGUGUGGGGGAACGCCCGCGCGGCCGCGGCCACCAAUUUCAUCGUCUACGUGACCAACCUCCCCGACGGCAAUGUUCAUGAUCACAGCGCCUUGCGGUCACUGCUCUCGGUUGAAGUCAAGCGCAGGGCCGACGGCGCGUCUCUCGAAAAGAUCAUCGUGGUCUCCGUCGAGCAAGGCACGAAGGGAUCGAAGGAGGUGGCGGCGGAGAUGGUGCGGUCGGAGGCUGUCAGGAUCGUCGCCGGCGUGGCCGUGGAGGGCAAGUGCUGCGAGGUGUUCCACAACGCCGCGGACGACCUGCGCAGACGGUGGACAGAUCUGAUCAACGAAUCCGAUUAUGGUAAGGAGGCUCAUGGCCACCCGCUGAUAUCCGACCUCAGCGCACAGAUGCAGGACAUGGAGACAAGGCUGCACAACAACUACUUGUGGCUCGAGUACCUGCACUCGUGGUGGUCACACCAAUGGUGGCAGCUGCCUCUGCAGCCCAGAUUCAUGGAGAAGCACCAGCCGGAGGAGGCGGCGGAUUACAUGGAUGAUCCUCUCGUGCAGCUGAGAAUAGUGUUGGCGAAGGCUGACGCUGUCCCGGAAGAGGUCCGGCAGCCCGCCGGCGACCUCCUCCCGGUGCUGAUUCACGUCAAGGCGCCGGUGGCGGGGUUGGCAAAGAAGAAGCGGGCGCCGGUGGACAUGGUCGCCGUGCUGGACAUCAGCAGCUACGAGGCCAGGGAGACAAGGCUGGACCUGCUCAACACGGCCAUGGGCUACGUCAUGGAGAGGCUUAGCCACUACGACCGCCUCGCGCUCAUACCCUCUUCAGCUGCAUCUCAGCCCCCUGCUGCUGCAACAGCUUCCCCGUUAGGAGUAUUACACAAUAUGGAUGAACUGAUGCGGAGCAAGUACACCGACCUACUGUCAUCCGUCCUCGUCACAUCGACCGACAACGACCUCCCGCAUCAGACCUCGCGUUGGAGAUUGCAGCUGAUCAAGCAGUACAUGGGCCGUCGGCCUCCUGUUGCUGAAACGGUUUCUGGCAGUAACACUAACACCCCUACACUGUCGGAGUCACUCGCCCAUGCUUAUAAGAUAUUGGAUGAGCGGCCAUCAGACGACAAGAACCGAUACCCGGGUAUCGUCAUCGUCAUCUCCGACAGGGACAAGUUCUCCGACGACGAGCAGCAGAGAUUAAAGGCUCUAAUUACCUUCAACUACAAUACUAGUGUUGACAUCUUCGGCUUCUGUAGAGUGAACCUGGACGAGGACACUGCCAGGUUAAUGCACCAGGUAGCCAGCAAAUCCAAUGGCAUCUACGCCAUCGUCGACGAAUAUGAUAAUGAUCACAGGAAUCAAAUCACAGAGGCCUUCAUGGAUUGUAUCAACAAGAUCACCUCGGUCAUCGUUGACGAUGUAAGAGUCAGCAUCAGGUGCACUAGCAAAACGACAUUGCGCGCCAUCGAGAGUGGCCGAUUCAGGUCCAGCAUCGACCAUGGCAGCAACUCUGGUUCCAUCUUGGUCGGCCCCCUAUAUGCAGGCGCAGAGAAGAGAUUCAUGGCCUACGUGGACAACGUCGACCAUCACAGUGGUGCCUCCAAGCUGUUCACAGUUGAAGCCAUGUGUCAGCAUAUCAUGCAUCCAAGGAGAGACAAAGGGGAUGAUGCAAGAGUGGUUAUUUGCAAGCCGAACGAGGCAACUGUGGAAUCAACGGAGGUGGUGAAGGAGAUCGUUCGCAUCAAGGCGGUGAAGAUUGCCAGUGCCAUUACUGAUCCCAAGACCAAGAAAGAAGAUGUUUUGGAUGAUCUACAAGGGCUACGGAAGAGCCUCAUACGCGAGGGGCUCAGCAGACCCGACGAGGAUGAUGUGCGCUUACGGUUGCGGCCCGAAGGUUUCGCGCUACAAUCUGCUGCUAUUAUCGGUGACCAAAGCAUCGCCAGCAUGCUCCAAUGGCUAUCAUUCCAGAAGCUAUCUGAGCAGCCACCAAUGGCACCGACAAUGUCGUCGUCUGAACCUUCUACUUCUGCUGCUGCUGAUCUCGGCCAGGACGGGAGGACGAGAUCGAUCCAAAAUCUCCUAGCGCGGCGGCCCAGAUACGUGUCUCCUACUCUAGGCAGAGCAUCACGGUCAUAAUACCUACUUGCUUCCGAGUGUGGAAGCAUGUUAAGAGUGUGUUUGCUUCCCUGGAUAUCCUUGUAUGGAGUUCCAUAUGGUUGGCGAAAGUGGAAAAGAUGGCCAGGAAAAAAAAGAUAUUCUACGAAAUUAGAUGUUAGGGCAUGUUCAACAAUACUGGGCUCUAUCUCAAGCAACGUCAGCAACAAGAGUCUAUUUUAAAAUGAUACGUAUAAAGACAGAGUCAG